Molecule: messenger RNA, 1031 nt
Organism: Aethina tumida (small hive beetle)
Lineage: Eukaryota; Metazoa; Arthropoda; Insecta; Coleoptera; Nitidulidae
Gene: SmB
Product: small nuclear ribonucleoprotein-associated protein B
Exons: 3
Coding region: 122-766 (214 amino acids)
Biological process (GO): mRNA splicing, via spliceosome
Cellular component (GO): U2 snRNP; U1 snRNP; catalytic step 2 spliceosome
Molecular function (GO): RNA binding
Source: RefSeq, a predicted model, not a curated record
ACAAUCAGGGCUGCCAACAGAAAGAAGCGCCACUUUUUGACGCCGGCGGUUUCUAGGUUAUAAAACGUUUUCAUAACGAUUGUUUCUUUUUUGUGUAAAAGUUCAAUAAACAUCGUCCAAAAUGACGAUAGGGAAAAACAACAAAAUGAUCCAACACAUAAACUACAGAGUCCGUGUGACUCUGCAAGACUCCAGGAUCUUCAUUGGCACGUUCAAGGCGUUCGACAAACACAUGAACAUGAUCCUGGGCGAUUGCGAGGAGUUCCGCAGGAUCAAACCCAAAAACUCGAAAGUUGAGAGGGAGGAGAAAAGAACACUCGGCUUUGUGUUGCUCAGAGGUGAAAGCAUCGUGUCGCUGACAGUUGAAGGACCACCACCACCAGAAGAGGGCCUUCCUAGAGUCCCAGUGCCUGGUGCCAACCCCGCGCCCGGUCUGGGAAGGGCUGCCGGAAGAGGAAUGCCAGCAGGAAUGCCGGGAGUGCCUGUGGGACUCACAGGGCCAGUCAGAGGUGUUGGCGGUCCGUCGCAGCAAGUGAUGACGCCAGGAGGCCGCGGUCAAGUGGCGGCGGCCCCACAGAUGGCACAAGGACCUCCAAGACUGGGAGCUGGCCAUCCAGCUGGCAUGAUGGCCCCACCGCCUGGCAUGAUGGGCAUGCCGCCAAACAUGGCGAUGGGACGAGGCGGACCUCCGCCACCGCUGCCCAUGAGGGGUCCUCCACAUGGAAUGAUGAGGGGGGGACCGCCUGGGCCGCCCAGACCUUAUUAGAGAUCAGUGUGUUCAGUAGGUUAAUAAGUCAAUGAAUGAUUGGAUGUUUCUUGAAUAAAUAUUAGGUUCUAUUUUUAUAAAGUGGACGUUGAUUUAAAAGAGACAAUUAUAGGAUAAUUAUAUAGGGAUUUUCUGACCAUUUUGUAAUACAUGAACUGUAUAAAUGGAUUUUAUACUUGUACUACAAUUUAUUUCAAUUAAUGAAUGUACCUAAUUUAAGCAUUAAUGUAUUUCUUUUUUCUCUAAAUAUAUAUUUAAAAAUAUA